Rhipicephalus microplus (southern cattle tick) is the source of this 1647-nucleotide messenger RNA. RefSeq names its product mitochondrial ribosomal protein L52 (gene mRpL52). The record is from RefSeq and is a predicted model, not a curated record. Lineage: Eukaryota; Metazoa; Arthropoda; Arachnida; Ixodida; Ixodidae. Gene Ontology annotation, cellular component: mitochondrial large ribosomal subunit. Gene Ontology annotation, biological process: mitochondrial translation. Gene Ontology annotation, molecular function: structural constituent of ribosome.
UACGCGCGAUAGCCGUGCCGCCAACACAACUACCCUGCAUCCACCUACCGGCACGGUUGCUGCGAGCCUACACUUCGAAGAUGGCAGCGCUCACGAGUUGUGCUCGGAGCACUUUGAACAAAUGCUUUCAAAUUAGGCUAGGAUCUGUCGCGAAGGUUGUACAGUCAUCCCGAGGUGCAAGUAAAAAGCCAAGGAAAUCGAUAGGAGUGCUGCGGGACCAUCACUGGAGGGUCGCAGCUGGUCUUCCAAGGCGCUGGAAUGAAACUCCUGCAUUUUGUGAUGCGCCAGACUGGACAUUCAAUGAUGGAAGGCCAACUCCAUUGAUUGGGCUCCCGAAGAAGCGAUAUCUUCAGCAGUUGGAGUACUGUACAACCAUCGUGAAGUAUUUAAAAGAAAUCAAUGAAGCUCGGGAGACAACUGCACAUAUGGCUCAGGAAAACGAAGAAAUCAAACAGCGUGUUGCGUCUGGAAAGUUCAAAGAGAAAGGCAUAUUAGAACUGAAGAUACAUCAGCCCAGUGAAGCAAAGAAAACUGCGGAAACUUAGGCUGUUGUAGGCGAAAAGUAGAUAUUGUAUUUCUCUACACGUGCUUCGUGUAGCAUUAAAGUGGAAUUUGUUGAUUUUAUGUACUGUUAAUUUAUUGUGCUUUGAGUGGCACAUUACUUACAAUAACUGUUUCAUGUUCAAGUAGAUUAUCGUGUACCCUAUACAUCUCUGUAUAGUAUAUUUCUUUUUGUUUUCUGGAAAUGUUAAUAAGUGUCACAGUACAAAGAACACGGAUGAUGACUCAGUGUCUGUGACAUUCUGUUGCCAAUCACGAGAUGUCAGGAUAAAUCUGUUAUUGCUACAGCUGCUCUCCAAUGAAAGUGGAAUUGAAUUGCAUUUAUUUUGCUUAUUGCAUUAAAGAUAACCAUCUAUAAAAAAUUCAGUCCACCCCCAGCAUUUCUUCUAGCCACCCCCUCAUCCCUUUCUGCACGAAGUGCACUUUUAAAAUGUGCAUGUUUUUCAUAACUCCUGAUGUAACUGAUUUUGUAACUGUUUGGGCUAAACUAAAAUGUAUCAGCUGAGUGAGUGUUGGCACAGGAUGUGCAAGGUGUGUACGAUGUUUUGUUGUCAGGUGCAACAUUACAGAAGCUAGCGAGACUUCUUGAGAUGCAUGCGUUCGUGCCGAGGAAUAGUUCAAUGAUUUUUGCUCCCGUAAUGUGAUAUUUCUUUUUGGUUUUAAAUGAAGAUGCCUUGUUCCUUAGGAAUGAACUAGCCCCAUUAUUUGUACGGUUCUCAAUAGGUUGUUCUGGAUUGCUCAGUGUGUCUUUAUUUUGUUAUCAUGUCUUCCCAUUUAAUUACUGUACCAUGCAGCCUGAGCCAAUUGUGGUGGCCACGUUGAAAAUGAUGAAAUUCAAGCAUGAGAUGUGUGGAAUUCCUGUCCGAACUACUUGUGUAGCUUCCACAGCAUUGUACUUUAUGUAUGGAAUGGGAGUAUAGAUUCAUUGCUAUGAAAACCUUGGCUGUGAAAACAAAUGUCACUUUUGUUUCCUAUGUUAGUUGAAUGGAAAGAGGAUAUACAAACUGUGUAACAUGAAACCAUUGUCUUGUACUAUACUGGAGAAUCAGGAUUUCAUCAUUAAAAAGUGAUAAAAGUAGUGUUCAA